AUGUCCGAAGAAGCUUUGCUAGUCGGAGCUUAUGACCACAGCACCUAUGGUACCACGCGACUGACGGAUUCUACUAAGGAAUCUCGUUUUAUCGCCAAGUCGUCUGGGCCCUUGGUGGUGACUUUUUUCCUCCAGUAUUUCAUGUCCAUCGUGUCGAUUUAUGCGACGGGAAAGCUCGGACCAACAGAAUUGGCUGCCGCUUCUUUGGCACUCUGCUCUUUCAACAUUACCGGUCUUUCUGUGUACCAGGGAAUGGCCACGUGCCUAGAUUCCUUCUGUUCUCAAGCAUAUGGUGCCGGAAAGCUUGAUUUGGUUGGCGUCUAUUUCCAGCGGUGCUCGCUGAUGAUUUUAGCGCUCACGAUUUUCCCGCUAGCACCGUUGUGGUGGUGGUCCGGCGCCAUUUUGAAACAUUUGGUCCCAGACCCGCUUUUGGCGGAAAUGUGCCAGACAUACUUGCGGAUUCUUCUUUUUGGAGCCCCUGGUUUGCUAUUCUUCGAGACAGGCAAGCGCUUCUUGCAGGCACAGCACAUUUUUAAUGCGGGAACGUAUGUUUUGGCGGUGGCAGUGCCGUUGAACUUCCUUGCCAAUUGGCUCUUAGUGUGGCACCCAAAAUAUGGACUUGGGUUCAUUGGCGCUCCUAUUGCGCUGGUUCUCGGAUAUUGGUCCAUCGCGUUGCUUUUGUGGGCGUAUGUUGUUUUUGUGGAUGGUAAAAAGUGCUGGGCUGGGCUCAAUUUGAAAAAGGCCUUUGUAAACUGGCGGCCCAUGUUGGCCUUGGCAUUACCUGGUGUGGUGAUGGUGGAAGCAGAAUACUUGGCGUUUGAGGUGUUGACGAUUUUUGCAGCCGCUUUCGGAACAAAGGCCCUUGCAGCCCAGUCUAUAGCGUCCAAUGUGGGAAGUUUGGCGUUCCAGCUUCCUUUUGCUGUGGCUGUUGGUGUAAGCACCCGAAUCGGUCACUUUGUUGGAAUGAAAGACAUUGCUGCUGCCCGAACAGUCACCCGUGUGUCGUUCUUGUAUGGUGCAGCCAUAUCGCUUUUCAACUUUAGUGUUGUUUUCUUCAACAGAGGCUUUUUUGCUUCGGUGUUCACGACUGAUGAAACUGUUUUGCUCGAGGGAAAGAAGAUUCUCACGCUUGUGGCGGUCAACCAACUCUGCGACGGCAUUAAUGUGCUUGGAGCAGGUGUGUUGCGUGGUCAGGGCCGCCAGAAGCUUGGUUCAUGCUUCAAUUUAGUGGCAUACUAUGCCAUCGCCUUGCCAUUGGGAUAUUUGCUUGCUUUUUGGGCUGGUUUGGAGUUGCGGGGCUUAUGGCUCGGUCUUAUUUCUGGAGUGGCCUUUUUGGCUUUCUGUGAAUGCGCUUGCAUUUGGUGGAGCAACUGGAAGACUAUAGUUGAAGAUUCAGAGGGCAGACACGAUCACUAG
Molecule: messenger RNA, 1416 nt
Organism: Clavispora lusitaniae ATCC 42720
Lineage: Eukaryota; Fungi; Ascomycota; Pichiomycetes; Serinales; Metschnikowiaceae
Biological process (GO): xenobiotic detoxification by transmembrane export across the plasma membrane
Cellular component (GO): membrane
Molecular function (GO): antiporter activity; xenobiotic transmembrane transporter activity
Source: RefSeq, a predicted model, not a curated record